CACUUAGUGUCAAGACUUGGCGCCUGGUCGAUGACAGGCGCCAGUCGACCAGACUUCCGACCCGGGCCGGCUCGAUCCGACGCGACCCGACCUGCUCCGACGGUCGCACCUCGGCCUGCGCGCCCCUCAGUCGCGCUCCGGAAGCCACAGGUGCAGCACGUGUCGUGCAACUGGUGCCACCUCAGCGGAUCCGACGGCCGCCACGCCCGCCCGCGGGAACACUGCUAAAGCGCACAAGACACCGACCGACUUCAGACCGCUCUGCCACCGAGGAGCCAUGAUUCGUCGGAGCCUUCUGUCUGUGACCGCUGCAUUGGUGCUGCUGUCUGUAAGCUGCUCGGCGCAGGAAACCAUGGGGUGCGCCGACAGGAGCGCCAUUAAUGACUUCAACGCCACGCUGUACAUGGGGAAGUGGUACGAGUACGCCAAGAUGGGCAGCAUGCCCUUCGAGGAGGGCGGCGUUUGUGUAACGGCAGAGUACUCCAUGGCGAGUAACAACAUCACAGUCGUCAACUCCAUGAAGGACAACACGACGCACGAGGUGAACUCCACCACGGGCUGGGCAGAGUUCGCGAGCGAGCUGCACAACGACGGGAAGCUCAACGUACACUUCCCGAACUCUCCCAGUGUUGGUAACUACUGGAUUCUGAGUACAGACUACGACAACUACUCCAUUGUGUGGUCCUGCGUUAAGCGCCCGGACAGCGCAGCUUCUACAGAAAUCUCAUGGAUCCUUUUACGAUCACGGAACUCUUCGAAUAUGACGCUGGAGAGAGUGGAGGAUGAGCUGAAGAAUCUGCAGCUAGACUUGAACAAGUACACGAAAACGGAACAAAGUGCUAAGUAUUGCGCUGGCGCAGAGCAUAUGGUGGGGGCAAUGCUCAGUGUUGCGAUUGCGUCGCUGUUCGCUCUCCUGCACUAGAGCCAUUAUGGUCAGCGAGUCAUGACUCAGGUCAGCGAUGCUGGCUCUUCGCUCCUGGACAAAUACUGCACACGUCAAAGAUAAACAACUGUGCAGCACAGGGUUACAAUCUCCACUCUUCAUGGUCUAGGGUUGCGACACAUUCUGCAUUCCAAAGCUCAUAUUGUUUUCCAGGUGAACAACACUGCACUCUUGUGAGAUUUUCGAUCCACAUUACCUGGGGUACAACAGCAGGGACCAUAAAGUGUAUCAGACCAUGAAACUUGUGAUUUGAAGGAGUGGCCCGUGGAUUUUCUCACUUUAUUGUCCACAUUGUUUCAGAAAUGAGCAUACACUGAUAACAUUUUCAUUAAAUAAAACACACAAUAACUUCACUGUAAUGUAGCACAAUUCAACACAAAUAUUUGAUGACUUUUUUCUUAUUUUUGCUACAGAAUGUGUCAAACUGAUAAUUCCUCUUCUUCAUGAUAAAGCAUUGUGAAAGGUUCCAGUUUAUUGUCGACUUACAGAAAAUGUUUAGAAGCAGGUUAUGAGUUAUGUAGUCAACAAGGUGACAUUGACUUGAAAAUGUUCAUGCAUAAUGUUGUCAAUAAGUGUAAUAUCUAGUCCUUAGUAUUGUAUAUUGCUCUUGCUUUCCUUCUCAAGAUGCCCUACUAUUUCCAAUUAAAUGUUUCUCAUUUUCUUUUUAUGAUGUUUGGCUGUGGGUGAAUAUUUGUUCUGACAGAUUUGUAAUUCAAAUUAAUUUUCUGGGGCUGGUAUUGAAUCUAGUAUUCGUCAACAUCUUAUCAAAUGUGACAUCACAGACGUUAAUAUUGAAUAGCACAGCUCCUUACUUAAAUAACAGGUGGAAGUCUGCCCUACUGUGGAGAACUCUUAAUGUACUGAAAAAUCAGGCGUUCAGAGAUGUUAUAAUUCACUUCGCAAAUUUUAUAACUUUAAAACUUAUAAAUGUUAUCUGCAGUGUAAAUAAUAUACUCCUUCUCUGAAAAAUUUCUUUAAUUUAAGGAUUACAUUCUACAUAAUCUUAUAUUGUGCAAGAAGCUUAUGAGGGUAAUAGUUCAUUUGGGAAGAAUCGUCCAAAUACGAACCUCAAGGGUGAUGGUGCUUUGUAGGCACAUUUAGUAUCUCUCGUUUCCAAACUGAUUCAUCAACAUUACUCAUGCUUCAUAAUCUCAAAUAUACUUACUGUUAAUUUUACUGCUUUUUGCAAGCCUUUCUUAGUCUCUUGAAUUUGGCGAACUUUACCUUUAGAGGACUUGGAAAUUAUGAUCGAAACUUAUAUGCUACAGUAUUACUGGUUUUCUGCCGUCCUGUUUUGCUGUAAUAUGCUUCUAAAAGAAUUGUGUGGUUAAUAGUUUACAUCACAAAACCAAAGAAAGUAAAUGGGAUCAUGUAAAUGUAUAAUGGAAAUUCAGGCACGUUGAGUGAUUACACAGCUAUUUGACUGCUAUCAUUUUCAUGAAGUGCGUCAAGAGUUAUCUGGCUACACUAAAACUAGUUAUAAAA
Schistocerca gregaria is the source of this 2428-nucleotide messenger RNA. Its product is annotated as lazarillo protein. The transcript is spliced from 5 exons. The record is from RefSeq and is a predicted model, not a curated record. Gene Ontology annotation, molecular function: pigment binding. The coding region runs from base 278 to 922 and encodes 214 amino acids. NCBI's taxonomy places the organism in Eukaryota, Metazoa, Arthropoda, Insecta, Orthoptera, Acrididae.